Molecule: messenger RNA, 330 nt
Organism: Penicillium verrucosum
Lineage: Eukaryota; Fungi; Ascomycota; Eurotiomycetes; Eurotiales; Aspergillaceae
Exons: 1
Coding region: 1-330 (109 amino acids)
Source: RefSeq, a predicted model, not a curated record
AUGAAAAAGCCAACCUCAAAGCGAUCGCCCAGCUCUCGCCACGGAAUCUGCGAUAACAAUGAAGAAAUCCAAGAGACCACUCAACACGUCGAGACAAUGAAUGGCAGGACACAAUACACACUGGCCAAGGCCCCGAGACGAACGGACCUCACAUACUACGACGAGAUACGGAUGACACCCACUGGCACCCUGAUCUGCCCCCCAGGUGAACGCUGUCUAUCCGAUGCCCUCGUGCUUCUGAUCAUCGGCCAAAACACGGUAGCAGCGCGCCUUCGUCACGGAAAAUGCCCAGCUGACUUUUUUCGAUGUCACGGGCGACAUCUACUGUGA